CCCGAGAGGCUGGGUACGGCUUAAAUUCGCUUCACGACCCGCAGCGCACCGUGAUGCAUGCUAACGCGCUAGCUAAUGCUAACAGCUGGUAAGGUGUUUAUUGUUGUUGCACUGCCCCGGCUUUUGUAGUUUGAUAACCGCCUGUGCGGGCUGUUUCCCCCGCCGGUUAGUGUUCCACACACAGGACGGACUCUUUAUCCCACGAUACACCACCUCCUUUCGGCUUUUAUUGCCAUUUACACUUUUCUGGAGGAGUUUGUUUCGUGGCUAGCUUAGCGGCUGUAGCAUUAGCAUGUGGUUAGCUUGCUAGCUGACAGCUUGCAGGCUUGAAACUUUGUUUUGCUCAACCUCCACCGCCUGGUCAACGGAGAGCUGGUGAAGGGCUUUGACUUGACAAUGGUCAAUGGACAUCAGAUCAUGGACGAGCCCAUGGAGGAGGGAGAUUCUUACUCACACUGUGAUGAAGGGACAUAUAAGGAGAUUCCUAUCACCCACCAUGUGAAAGAGGGUUGUGAGAAGGCGGAAUCAUCCCAGUUUGAACUGCUCAAAGUCCUCGGCCAGGGCUCUUUUGGCAAGGUAUUUCUUGUCCGGAAGAUCAUGGGUCCAGAUGCUGGUCAGUUAUAUGCAAUGAAAGUCCUAAAAAAGGCAUCUUUGAAAGUCAGGGACAGAGUUCGCACUAAAAUGGAAAGAGACAUUUUAGUGGAAGUGAAUCAUCCCUUCAUAGUGAAAUUGCACUACGCCUUUCAGACAGAAGGGAAACUGUAUUUAAUACUGGACUUUCUCAGGGGAGGGGAUGUAUUCACUCGCUUAUCCAAAGAGGUUAUGUUUACAGAGGAAGAUGUGAAAUUCUACCUUGCAGAGCUGGCCCUGGCCCUUGACCAUCUGCACAGCCUGGGCAUAGUUUACAGAGAUCUCAAGCCAGAGAACAUCUUACUUGAUGAAGCUGGACACAUAAAGUUAACAGACUUUGGCUUGAGUAAAGAGUCAGUAGAUGCUGAUAAGAAGGCGUAUUCCUUCUGUGGUACGGUGGAGUAUAUGGCCCCUGAGGUGGUCAACAGGAGAGGACACACACAGAGUGCAGACUGGUGGUCUCUGGGAGUAUUGAUGUUUGAGAUGUUAACAGGGACAUUACCAUUCCAAGGCAAAGACCGAAAUGAGACCAUGAACAUGAUUCUCAAAGCUAAGUUGGGAAUGCCCCAGUUUCUAAGUUUGGAGGCCCAGAGUUUGUUGAGGAUGCUCUUUAAACGUAACCCUGCAAAUAGACUAGGGGCCGGACCCGAUGGAGUGGAGGAGAUCAAACGCCACGCUUUCUUUUCCACCAUCGACUGGAAUAAACUGUACAGGAGAGAGCUCCAGCCCCCAUUCAAGCCUGCAGCAGGGAAACCAGAUGACACAUUCUGCUUUGACCCAGAGUUCACCGCUAAAACACCUAAAGACUCCCCAGGUAUCCCGCCUAGUGCUAACGCCCACCAGCUCUUCAAAGGCUUCAGUUUUGUUGCUCCAGCCCCUAUGGACGAGAACAAGGGCUCCCCACUGCUCAGCAUACUCCCUAUUGUUCAGAUGCAUGGGGGCGCAGCCAAGUUCUCAGAUCUGUACGAGCUGCAGGAGGACAUAGGGGUUGGCUCUUACUCCAUAUGUAAACGCUGUGUACACCGAGUCGCUGCUGCGGACUAUGCUGUGAAGAUUAUAGACAAAAGUAAGAGGGACCCCUCUGAAGAGAUCGAAAUCCUGAUGCGAUACGGACAGCAUCCCAACAUCAUCACUCUGAAAGACGUGUAUGACGAGGGCAGGUAUGUUUACCUGGUGACGGAGCUGAUGAAGGGUGGAGAGCUGCUGGAUAAGAUCCUCAGGCAGAAGUUUUUCUCUGAGAGAGAGGCCAGUGCUGUGCUCUACACCAUCACCAAGACUGUUGACUACCUCCACUGCCAAGGGGUGGUACACCGAGACCUGAAGCCCAGUAACAUCUUGUAUAUGGAUGACUCGGGGAAUCCUGACUCUAUAAGGAUUUGUGACUUUGGAUUCGCUAAGCAGCUUCGGGGAGGAAAUGGUAUCCUCCUCACCCCCUGUUACACUGCCAACUUUGUGGCACCAGAGGUACUAAUGCGUCAAGGUUAUGAUGCAGCCUGUGAUAUAUGGAGUCUUGGAGUUCUACUGUAUACAAUGUUGGCAGGGUACACACCGUUUGCGAAUGGGCCAAACGACACACCAGAGGAGAUUCUGCUACGGAUUGGCUCUGGAAAGUUCUCUUUGACAGGUGGCAACUGGGAUACUGUAUCAGACAGCUCAAAGGAUCUGCUGUCUCAUAUGCUCCACGUGGACCCUCACCAGCGAUACACAGCAGAGCAGGUCCUAAAGCAUUCCUGGAUCACCUGCAGAGAUGCCCUCCCACACUUCCAGCUCACACGCCAUGACGCACCCCACCUCGUCAAGGGAGCUAUGGCUGCCACCUAUUCAGCACUGAGCCAGAAGACAAGUCAGCCUGUGUUGGAGCCUGUGGCAGCUUCCAGUCUAGCGCAGAGACGCAGCAUGAAGAAACUCACCUCAACAGACAUGUAGACACACACACACACACACACACACACACACACACACACACACACACACACACACACAUCGCUCACCCUCCAGUUUCAACCUCACUCUCAGUCGAACUCUCGUACGCAGAUGCGCCCACACAUAGACCCAGGUCCUGGCCAGUUAAAGCUACUGUGUCCCUCUGUUUUAUUAACCUAUUUAUUUGACAUGCUCAACACAUGCACUCACACCCACCUGAACAUGCACGCACACACUGGACGAUGUUGCAUUGCGAAGAGGUCAGCCGAAGAGGAAGAGGGGAAACUCACAUAUCUGUUACUGCUGGGGAGAACGCCAGUAUUUAUUUUCCAUAGCUUUCAUAUGCACUUGCCCUCUUCGCCUUUCAUUCUUUCUUCCUCGCGUGGGGAAGAGACGCACCAGCGGAUGUUCUCCUUCACUGUGAUUGGCUGAUUCAAAGCUGCUUCGGUAAACUGUGCCCCCCCUACCCACUGCUCUUCAUCUUCUCGGUCACCCUACUCCUCCUCGAUUCUCUCUCCCACCCUCUGUGGUUUGCUCUUGCUCUCUGAACUUCUUCUCUUCAAAGUGUAGUUAUGGUUUAUGUGUCAGAGUGUUGACAUGAUGAUAUUGACUGAGGGAGAUUGUACGACUGUUUCCACUGUAACAAACAAAAAGAUAUGUGUAUGCUUGUGGCAGGGUUUUGGGGUCCCUCAGCUUCAAUAUCAUCUGCCAGCACUUUUGGUAACAUUAAUCCAUGUGUGGACACAACCUGUAUUUAUUUUCCCCUUAAAUUGACUGUCUGACUCAUGUUAUUUUGUGUGUAUCAAAAGAGGUAAAAUAAGCUUCAGAUGGACAAAAAUAAAAAUACUAGACUUAGAAGGGUGAAACAAUGUGGUAACGAUAACAGACAUUUUAGUUUGCAUAUAUAUAUGCUGAAAAUGAAGAGCAAGUGGGGGGAGCUGUAGGGAUUUCUCUGGGGGGGACGGGAAGCACCCCGUCAAACCAGAGGCGGAAUAAAAAAAUAAAAAAGUUAAAAAAAGAUUUCCAUGGAUAUCUCUUCAAAAAGACAUUGUGGAAACUGUAUGAUAUUGUAUUUAUUUCAUUUGAUUUUUAAGAUUCUAUUUUUCUUUCAAGUUAUGUAUAUAUUGACAUUAAAGAUCAUUAUUGACAUGCA
Messenger RNA from Platichthys flesus (European flounder), 3706 nucleotides. RefSeq names its product ribosomal protein S6 kinase a, like (gene rps6kal). Gene Ontology annotation, molecular function: ribosomal protein S6 kinase activity; magnesium ion binding; ATP binding. Bases 397 to 2556 code for a protein of 719 amino acids. NCBI's taxonomy places the organism in Eukaryota, Metazoa, Chordata, Actinopteri, Pleuronectiformes, Pleuronectidae. Gene Ontology annotation, biological process: protein phosphorylation. The transcript has 22 exons. The record is from RefSeq and is a predicted model, not a curated record.